AUGGCUCCAGAGUUGCUGUUUUUGGAUCCCAAGGAAGAUCCCUUUAAGGUCAUACUGCAAGACACCUUUUUUACCUCCUCCCUACCACAGCUGGCAGCAGCUGUGCAUCGUAUGCAUACUCCUGUUUCCAACACAAGGCCCAGCCAGAAGACAGAGAUGCUAGAGGAAAAGCAGGCUUUCCAAAACUUUUGUAAGGGUCCGACACCAUCAACUUCUACACUACUUUCAGGUUCUGGACACCAGUUGAGACCAGCUGAGCCUCCAGGAGAUGCUGAUGCUGAUGUGGAUGCAGAGGAUGAAGAUUCUGUUAAUGAAGUAGCAGUAGAUGACAUCCGUCCAAGGCCACAAGGAUCCUCUCCAGUUUAUGAAUGUUCCAUAGAAGAAGACUAUUUAAAGCUUCAAGAAGAAAACAAAAGAUAUUCUACAGGCAAAUCAAAACAGAGUAAUCCACAGGAGAUAAUGGAAGUGACCCUGAAAACAGAAGUGGAAGCUGGUGCUAGUGGUUUUAGUGUGAUGGGUGGAGGAAAUGAAGGAAUAUUUAUUAAAAAAGUACUUAAGGAGUCUCCUGCUUCAAAAAUAUUUAGUCUGAGAGAAGGUGAUCAGCUUCUAAGUGCUACAAUAUUUUUUGAUAAUAUAAAAUACGAAGAUGCACUCAAGAUUCUCCAAUAUUCCGAGCCAUACAGAGUCCAAUUCAGCCUCAAAAGAAAAAUUGCUGGUAAAGAAGAGUCAGAACACAUUCAGUCUACAGCCCAGUACAAAAAGGAAAGAACAAGCCAGGAAAGAGAAUUCAGUGAGAGUAUUCCUGAGGAAACACUGCAUGUUGCAGGAAAAGCCAUUUCAGAAGAGGACAGGGAAACACUAAUUGUAAGCCAAAGGAUAGGAAGAAGCAAGAGACCUAAAAAAGACAGAUUAUCAUGGCCAAAAUUCCAGUCAAUUAAAAAUAAAAACAUCCUGGGUCACAGAAGAUCUCACAGUACAUCUGAUGCAUACGAGUCUGCUAUGCAGGAUAUUUCCCCUACAAGCACAGACACAGAGUCUCAAUUUCAACAAGAGGUCCAUAUCAAAGGAAAAAAAGAAAGCCAAAAGAAACUGAAGUUCCCUAUCAUUGGAUUCAAAAUGCACAGAUCCAAACCAGAACCACAAGACAAACAAAAAAAAGAAAUAAAAACUGCACUGUUACCUGAAAAAGAAAAAAUAGAUAAAGAAGAUAGCCUGGGAAAUCCCGAAAUCCUAACUGUUGAAUACACCACGUCUCCUGCUUAUGAAAUUACAACAGGAGAGACACAUGAAACCUUAACAAAAGACUUUAAAGAUAUGAAAAAUGGCAUUCUAUCUCGUGCUAAAAAAUGCCCUGAAGUUGAAAUAAGCAUUAAAACAGACAAGGAAUCAACAUCAAAAUUUACUGUAUCUGAAGAGCCAGUUAUAACAGCAAAGAUACCACACCCCAGUUUAGAAACAGCUAAACUGAAAGAAAGUCCAACUAAACAAAUGUUGCCAGGGUCAUCAAAAUCCCGAAAAAAGAAACAGAAAGGGACAGCAGAUAAAAAGGAAGGAGGAAGUGGAAUUAACAUACAUAUCAUAGGUCAGACAUCACAAGAAUCUAUAGAACAAAAAGGUCUAGAAAUAGGCACUGCUAAAGCAGAAUUACAUAAAACAUCUGACGUACUGGAAACAGGAAAAAAACAAGCAGAAGAUGACACACAAAUACUAACAAUUCAAAAACCAAAAAUUGGAAUUUCAAUGCCCAAGGAAAAGGAGCAAGAAACUAAAAACACCAAACUGAGAAGUGAUGUUCCCCAUUCACCACUAGAAAAAACAGCUGAUACAAGUUCAGAGAAUGGCAAAAAUUUGGAUGUGAAACCUCAAAUGCCUGAUGCACAAACAGAAGUAUCUACUUGGAAAAUACAGAUGCCAUCAUUCAAAAUACCCAAAACACAUAAAGCUGACACAAAACUACAAAGUGAAGAAACCAUAGUUGGAUUGCUGGAUACUGUAAAGAAGGAACAGGUAGAAGAUGGCAUGACCACAAGUGACAAAAACUUCAUUGCAGUGAAGACAGGGGAAAAAGAUAUAGAGGGAAAAGAAAGCAAAUUCAGAAUGCCGAAGUUAAAAUUACCCACAUUUUCCUGGGCAAAAGAUGGGACAGGCCAAGUUGAGGGUCAGAUAAGUGACAGGGAGGGAACAGUGCAAUCCACAGAAGAAGGUACAAAACCAGAAAUGAGUAUAUCAGGAGGAGUGAAGAUUACGAGAACUGAAAAUGAAGUCCAGAUGUCCAAGGACAAAAUAAGUGACAAAGAUAUCAGAAAAAGCACAGAAGUCCAGACAGCAAGUCAAAAAACGUUAAAUGUAAAACUUUUCUCAUCAAACACUAAUUUGGAAGACAUAGAAGAAAGAACAAUAAAACCAGACAUACAAACAAGAAAGGGCGAAUUCAAUAUAGCAUCAAGGGAAUCAAAAGACUCACAAAAUAGAGAAGCUCCCCAGAUGGACAUCAGCCUGCAGGCCCCCGAGGCGACCCUCACCCUCGAAGGGGAAGCCAAGACCCCGGAGAAGGAGGCGGCCAAGACCAAGGACGGCAAGUUCAAGAUGCCCAAGUUCGGCAUGCCUUCCUUUGGCUGGGCCAGCAGCAGAGAGGCCAAGGGCUCUGCGGCCGCCGAGGCGGACGUCAGCCUCAAGGAGCCCCAGGUGACGGUGCCCGCGGGAAGCGCCGAAGUCGACGUGACCCUGCCCGGGGCCGAGAUCCAAGCGCCCGGCGUGGAGGUGACCGUUGAGACGGCCGCCGGAGGAGACGGAGAGAAAGGCCGAUUCAAGAUGCCCAGCGUCAAGCUGCCCAAAGUCAAAGCGCCCCACGUGCAGGUCAGCCUGCCAAAGGCCGAGGUCUCGGUGCCCAAGGCUCAGGCCGAAGUCCAGGAGGGCGAAGUCGCCCUGCAGGCGCCCGACGUCGAAGGCGGCCUGGAGGUGGCUGCCGGCAAAGUUGAGGGCGGCGGCAUGAAACUACACAUGCCGAAAGUCAAGGUGCCCAGCGUGGUCUUCUCCAAGCCGACCGUCAAGGCUCCCAAACUGGACGCAGACGUCAGCCUGCCCAAAGUCGACGCCAGCCUCCCAGAGGCAGACCUCAAGGCCGGCACCGGCGACAUCAGCAUCACGGCCCCCGACAUCAAGCUGCCCUCCGUCGAGGCCUCCCUCGAGCUCCAGGCGCCCGAGAUAGACCUCAAAGCCGCCUCUGCAGAAGCCUCGCUCGACGGGGCCAAGCUGGAAGCCACAGGCCUGAAAGGGAAGCUUAAGAUGCCCAAGUUCGACAAGCCCAAAUUCGGAGUGUCGCUCCCCAGGGCGGAAGGGCCCGAAGGCCAGGUCAGCCUGCCCACCGUAGAGGUCGACCUCCCCUCUGCCACCGUGACGGCCGCAGGGGAGGGCCCCGCCCUGGGCCUCAAAGCGGACGUCCCCGCUGCCAAAACCGACGGGGACGGCUGGAAGCUGGAGAAGCCCUCCCUCAAAAUGCCCAAAGCUGACAUCAAAGCUCCCAAGGUGGACAUCAGCCUCCCGUCCGUCGACGUCAGCCUCCCGAAGGCCAGCGUCGACCUGCAGGCCCCCGAGGCGACCCUCACCCUCGAAGGGGAAGCCAAGACCCCGGAGAAGGAGGCGGCCAAGACCAAGGACGGCAAGUUCAAGAUGCCCAAGUUCGGCAUGCCUUCCUUUGGCUGGGCCAGCAGCAGAGAGGCCAAGGGCUCUGCGGCCGCCGAGGCGGACGUCAGCCUCAAGGAGCCCCAGGUGACGGUGCCCGCGGGAAGCGCCGAAGUCGACGUGACCCUGCCCGGGGCCGAGAUCCAAGCGCCCGGCGUGGAGGUGACCGUUGAGACGGCCGCCGGAGGAGACGGAGAGAAAGGCCGAUUCAAGAUGCCCAGCGUCAAGCUGCCCAAAGUCAAAGCGCCCCACGUGCAGGUCAGCCUGCCAAAGGCCGAGGUCUCGGUGCCCAAGGCUCAGGCCGAAGUCCAGGAGGGCGAAGUCGCCCUGCAGGCGCCCGACGUCGAAGGCGGCCUGGAGGUGGCUGCCGGCAAAGUUGAGGGCGGCGGCAUGAAACUACACAUGCCGAAAGUCAAGGUGCCCAGCGUGGUCUUCUCCAAGCCGACCGUCAAGGCUCCCAAACUGGACGCAGACGUCAGCCUGCCCAAAGUCGACGCCAGCCUCCCAGAGGCAGACCUCAAGGCCGGCACCGGCGACAUCAGCAUCACGGCCCCCGACAUCAAGCUGCCCUCCGUCGAGGCCUCCCUCGAGCUCCAGGCGCCCGAGAUAGACCUCAAAGCCGCCUCUGCAGAAGCCUCGCUCGACGGGGCCAAGCUGGAAGCCACAGGCCUGAAAGGGAAGCUUAAGAUGCCCAAGUUCGACAAGCCCAAAUUCGGAGUGUCGCUCCCCAGGGCGGAAGGGCCCGAAGGCCAGGUCAGCCUGCCCACCGUAGAGGUCGACCUCCCCUCUGCCACCGUGACGGCCGCAGGGGAGGGCCCCGCCCUGGGCCUCAAAGCGGACGUCCCCGCUGCCAAAACCGACGGGGACGGCUGGAAGCUGGAGAAGCCCUCCCUCAAAAUGCCCAAAGCUGACAUCAAAGCUCCCAAGGUGGACAUCAGCCUCCCGUCCGUCGACGUCAGCCUCCCGAAGGCCAGCGUCGACCUGCAGGCCCCCGAGGCGACCCUCACCCUCGAAGGGGAAGCCAAGACCCCGGAGAAGGAGGCGGCCAAGACCAAGGACGGCAAGUUCAAGAUGCCCAAGUUCGGCAUGCCUUCCUUUGGCUGGGCCAGCAGCAGAGAGGCCAAGGGCUCUGCGGCCGCCGAGGCGGACGUCAGCCUCAAGGAGCCCCAGGUGACGGUGCCCGCGGGAAGCGCCGAAGUCGACGUGACCCUGCCCGGGGCCGAGAUCCAAGCGCCCGGCGUGGAGGUGACCGUUGAGACGGCCGCCGGAGGAGACGGAGAGAAAGGCCGAUUCAAGAUGCCCAGCGUCAAGCUGCCCAAAGUCAAAGCGCCCCACGUGCAGGUCAGCCUGCCAAAGGCCGAGGUCUCGGUGCCCAAGGCUCAGGCCGAAGUCCAGGAGGGCGAAGUCGCCCUGCAGGCGCCCGACGUCGAAGGCGGCCUGGAGGUGGCUGCCGGCAAAGUUGAGGGCGGCGGCAUGAAACUACACAUGCCGAAAGUCAAGGUGCCCAGCGUGGUCUUCUCCAAGCCGACCGUCAAGGCUCCCAAACUGGACGCAGACGUCAGCCUGCCCAAAGUCGACGCCAGCCUCCCAGAGGCAGACCUCAAGGCCGGCACCGGCGACAUCAGCAUCACGGCCCCCGACAUCAAGCUGCCCUCCGUCGAGGCCUCCCUCGAGCUCCAGGCGCCCGAGAUAGACCUCAAAGCCGCCUCUGCAGAAGCCUCGCUCGACGGGGCCAAGCUGGAAGCCACAGGCCUGAAAGGGAAGCUUAAGAUGCCCAAGUUCGACAAGCCCAAAUUCGGAGUGUCGCUCCCCAGGGCGGAAGGGCCCGAAGGCCAGGUCAGCCUGCCCACCGUAGAGGUCGACCUCCCCUCUGCCACCGUGACGGCCGCAGGGGAGGGCCCCGCCCUGGGCCUCAAAGCGGACGUCCCCGCUGCCAAAACCGACGGGGACGGCUGGAAGCUGGAGAAGCCCUCCCUCAAAAUGCCCAAAGCUGACAUCAAAGCUCCCAAGGUGGACAUCAGCCUCCCGUCCGUCGACGUCAGCCUCCCGAAGGCCAGCGUCGACCUGCAGGCCCCCGAGGCGACCCUCACCCUCGAAGGGGAAGCCAAGACCCCGGAGAAGGAGGCGGCCAAGACCAAGGACGGCAAGUUCAAGAUGCCCAAGUUCGGCAUGCCUUCCUUUGGCUGGGCCAGCAGCAGAGAGGCCAAGGGCUCUGCGGCCGCCGAGGCGGACGUCAGCCUCAAGGAGCCCCAGGUGACGGUGCCCGCGGGAAGCGCCGAAGUCGACGUGACCCUGCCCGGGGCCGAGAUCCAAGCGCCCGGCGUGGAGGUGACCGUUGAGACGGCCGCCGGAGGAGACGGAGAGAAAGGCCGAUUCAAGAUGCCCAGCGUCAAGCUGCCCAAAGUCAAAGCGCCCCACGUGCAGGUCAGCCUGCCAAAGGCCGAGGUCUCGGUGCCCAAGGCUCAGGCCGAAGUCCAGGAGGGCGAAGUCGCCCUGCAGGCGCCCGACGUCGAAGGCGGCCUGGAGGUGGCUGCCGGCAAAGUUGAGGGCGGCGGCAUGAAACUACACAUGCCGAAAGUCAAGGUGCCCAGCGUGGUCUUCUCCAAGCCGACCGUCAAGGCUCCCAAACUGGACGCAGACGUCAGCCUGCCCAAAGUCGACGCCAGCCUCCCAGAGGCAGACCUCAAGGCCGGCACCGGCGACAUCAGCAUCACGGCCCCCGACAUCAAGCUGCCCUCCGUCGAGGCCUCCCUCGAGCUCCAGGCGCCCGAGAUAGACCUCAAAGCCGCCUCUGCAGAAGCCUCGCUCGACGGGGCCAAGCUGGAAGCCACAGGCCUGAAAGGGAAGCUUAAGAUGCCCAAGUUCGACAAGCCCAAAUUCGGAGUGUCGCUCCCCAGGGCGGAAGGGCCCGAAGGCCAGGUCAGCCUGCCCACCGUAGAGGUCGACCUCCCCUCUGCCACCGUGACGGCCGCAGGGGAGGGCCCCGCCCUGGGCCUCAAAGCGGACGUCCCCGCUGCCAAAACCGACGGGGACGGCUGGAAGCUGGAGAAGCCCUCCCUCAAAAUGCCCAAAGCUGACAUCAAAGCUCCCAAGGUGGACAUCAGCCUCCCGUCCGUCGACGUCAGCCUCCCGAAGGCCAGCGUCGACCUGCAGGCCCCCGAGGCGACCCUCACCCUCGAAGGGGAAGCCAAGACCCCGGAGAAGGAGGCGGCCAAGACCAAGGACGGCAAGUUCAAGAUGCCCAAGUUCGGCAUGCCUUCCUUUGGCUGGGCCAGCAGCAGAGAGGCCAAGGGCUCUGCGGCCGCCGAGGCGGACGUCAGCCUCAAGGAGCCCCAGGUGACGGUGCCCGCGGGAAGCGCCGAAGUCGACGUGACCCUGCCCGGGGCCGAGAUCCAAGCGCCCGGCGUGGAGGUGACCGUUGAGACGGCCGCCGGAGGAGACGGAGAGAAAGGCCGAUUCAAGAUGCCCAGCGUCAAGCUGCCCAAAGUCAAAGCGCCCCACGUGCAGGUCAGCCUGCCAAAGGCCGAGGUCUCGGUGCCCAAGGCUCAGGCCGAAGUCCAGGAGGGCGAAGUCGCCCUGCAGGCGCCCGACGUCGAAGGCGGCCUGGAGGUGGCUGCCGGCAAAGUUGAGGGCGGCGGCAUGAAACUACACAUGCCGAAAGUCAAGGUGCCCAGCGUGGUCUUCUCCAAGCCGACCGUCAAGGCUCCCAAACUGGACGCAGACGUCAGCCUGCCCAAAGUCGACGCCAGCCUCCCAGAGGCAGACCUCAAGGCCGGCACCGGCGACAUCAGCAUCACGGCCCCCGACAUCAAGCUGCCCUCCGUCGAGGCCUCCCUCGAGCUCCAGGCGCCCGAGAUAGACCUCAAAGCCGCCUCUGCAGAAGCCUCGCUCGACGGGGCCAAGCUGGAAGCCACAGGCCUGAAAGGGAAGCUUAAGAUGCCCAAGUUCGACAAGCCCAAAUUCGGAGUGUCGCUCCCCAGGGCGGAAGGGCCCGAAGGCCAGGUCAGCCUGCCCACCGUAGAGGUCGACCUCCCCUCUGCCACCGUGACGGCCGCAGGGGAGGGCCCCGCCCUGGGCCUCAAAGCGGACGUCCCCGCUGCCAAAACCGACGGGGACGGCUGGAAGCUGGAGAAGCCCUCCCUCAAAAUGCCCAAAGCUGACAUCAAAGCUCCCAAGGUGGACAUCAGCCUCCCGUCCGUCGACGUCAGCCUCCCGAAGGCCAGCGUCGACCUGCAGGCCCCCGAGGCGACCCUCACCCUCGAAGGGGAAGCCAAGACCCCGGAGAAGGAGGCGGCCAAGACCAAGGACGGCAAGUUCAAGAUGCCCAAGUUCGGCAUGCCUUCCUUUGGCUGGGCCAGCAGCAGAGAGGCCAAGGGCUCUGCGGCCGCCGAGGCGGACGUCAGCCUCAAGGAGCCCCAGGUGACGGUGCCCGCGGGAAGCGCCGAAGUCGACGUGACCCUGCCCGGGGCCGAGAUCCAAGCGCCCGGCGUGGAGGUGACCGUUGAGACGGCCGCCGGAGGAGACGGAGAGAAAGGCCGAUUCAAGAUGCCCAGCGUCAAGCUGCCCAAAGUCAAAGCGCCCCACGUGCAGGUCAGCCUGCCAAAGGCCGAGGUCUCGGUGCCCAAGGCUCAGGCCGAAGUCCAGGAGGGCGAAGUCGCCCUGCAGGCGCCCGACGUCGAAGGCGGCCUGGAGGUGGCUGCCGGCAAAGUUGAGGGCGGCGGCAUGAAACUACACAUGCCGAAAGUCAAGGUGCCCAGCGUGGUCUUCUCCAAGCCGACCGUCAAGGCUCCCAAACUGGACGCAGACGUCAGCCUGCCCAAAGUCGACGCCAGCCUCCCAGAGGCAGACCUCAAGGCCGGCACCGGCGACAUCAGCAUCACGGCCCCCGACAUCAAGCUGCCCUCCGUCGAGGCCUCCCUCGAGCUCCAGGCGCCCGAGAUAGACCUCAAAGCCGCCUCUGCAGAAGCCUCGCUCGACGGGGCCAAGCUGGAAGCCACAGGCCUGAAAGGGAAGCUUAAGAUGCCCAAGUUCGACAAGCCCAAAUUCGGAGUGUCGCUCCCCAGGGCGGAAGGGCCCGAAGGCCAGGUCAGCCUGCCCACCGUAGAGGUCGACCUCCCCUCUGCCACCGUGACGGCCGCAGGGGAGGGCCCCGCCCUGGGCCUCAAAGCGGACGUCCCCGCUGCCAAAACCGACGGGGACGGCUGGAAGCUGGAGAAGCCCUCCCUCAAAACGCCCAAAGCUGACAUCAAAGCUCCCAAGGUGGACAUCAGCCUCCCGUCCGUCGACGUCAGCCUCCCGAAGGCCAGCGUCGACCUGCAGGCCCCCGAGGCGACCCUCACCCUCGAAGGGGAAGCCAAGACCCCGGAGAAGGAGGCGGCCAAGACCAAGGACGGCAAGUUCAAGAUGCCCAAGUUCGGCAUGCCUUCCUUUGGCUGGGCCAGCAGCAGAGAGGCCAAGGGCUCUGCGGCCGCCGAGGCGGACGUCAGCCUCAAGGAGCCCCAGGUGACGGUGCCCGCGGGAAGCGCCGAAGUCGACGUGACCCUGCCCGGGGCCGAGAUCCAAGCGCCCGGCGUGGAGGUGACCGUUGAGACGGCCGCCGGAGGAGACGGAGAGAAAGGCCGAUUCAAGAUGCCCAGCGUCAAGCUGCCCAAAGUCAAAGCGCCCCACGUGCAGGUCAGCCUGCCAAAGGCCGAGGUCUCGGUGCCCAAGGCUCAGGCCGAAGUCCAGGAGGGCGAAGUCGCCCUGCAGGCGCCCGACGUCGAAGGCGGCCUGGAGGUGGCUGCCGGCAAAGUUGAGGGCGGCGGCAUGAAACUACACAUGCCGAAAGUCAAGGUGCCCAGCGUGGUCUUCUCCAAGCCGACCGUCAAGGCUCCCAAACUGGACGCAGACGUCAGCCUGCCCAAAGUCGACGCCAGCCUCCCAGAGGCAGACCUCAAGGCCGGCACCGGCGACAUCAGCAUCACGGCCCCCGACAUCAAGCUGCCCUCCGUCGAGGCCUCCCUCGAGCUCCAGGCGCCCGAGAUAGACCUCAAAGCCGCCUCUGCAGAAGCCUCGCUCGACGGGGCCAAGCUGGAAGCCACAGGCCUGAAAGGGAAGCUUAAGAUGCCCAAGUUCGACAAGCCCAAAUUCGGAGUGUCGCUCCCCAGGGCGGAAGGGCCCGAAGGCCAGGUCAGCCUGCCCACCGUAGAGGUCGACCUCCCCUCUGCCACCGUGACGGCCGCAGGGGAGGGCCCCGCCCUGGGCCUCAAAGCGGACGUCCCCGCUGCCAAAACCGACGGGGACGGCUGGAAGCUGGAGAAGCCCUCCCUCAAAACGCCCAAAGCUGACAUCAAAGCUCCCAAGGUGGACAUCAGCCUCCCGUCCGUCGACGUCAGCCUCCCGAAGGCCAGCGUCGACCUGCAGGCCCCCGAGGCGACCCUCACCCUCGAAGGGGAAGCCAAGACCCCGGAGAAGGAGGCGGCCAAGACCAAGGACGGCAAGUUCAAGAUGCCCAAGUUCGGCAUGCCUUCCUUUGGCUGGGCCAGCAGCAGAGAGGCCAAGGGCUCUGCGGCCGCCGAGGCGGACGUCAGCCUCAAGGAGCCCCAGGUGACGGUGCCCGCGGGAAGCGCCGAAGUCGACGUGACCCUGCCCGGGGCCGAGAUCCAAGCGCCCGGCGUGGAGGUGACCGUUGAGACGGCCGCCGGAGGAGACGGAGAGAAAGGCCGAUUCAAGAUGCCCAGCGUCAAGCUGCCCAAAGUCAAAGCGCCCCACGUGCAGGUCAGCCUGCCAAAGGCCGAGGUCUCGGUGCCCAAGGCUCAGGCCGAAGUCCAGGAGGGCGAAGUCGCCCUGCAGGCGCCCGACGUCGAAGGCGGCCUGGAGGUGGCUGCCGGCAAAGUUGAGGGCGGCGGCAUGAAACUACACAUGCCGAAAGUCAAGGUGCCCAGCGUGGUCUUCUCCAAGCCGACCGUCAAGGCUCCCAAACUGGACGCAGACGUCAGCCUGCCCAAAGUCGACGCCAGCCUCCCAGAGGCAGACCUCAAGGCCGGCACCGGCGACAUCAGCAUCACGGCCCCCGACAUCAAGCUGCCCUCCGUCGAGGCCUCCCUCGAGCUCCAGGCGCCCGAGAUAGACCUCAAAGCCGCCUCUGCAGAAGCCUCGCUCGACGGGGCCAAGCUGGAAGCCACAGGCCUGAAAGGGAAGCUUAAGAUGCCCAAGUUCGACAAGCCCAAAUUCGGAGUGUCGCUCCCCAGGGCGGAAGGGCCCGAAGGCCAGGUCAGCCUGCCCACCGUAGAGGUCGACCUCCCCUCUGCCACCGUGACGGCCGCAGGGGAGGGCCCCGCCCUGGGCCUCAAAGCGGACGUCCCCGCUGCCAAAACCGACGGGGACGGCUGGAAGCUGGAGAAGCCCUCCCUCAAAACGCCCAAAGCUGACAUCAAAGCUCCCAAGGUGGACAUCAGCCUCCCGUCCGUCGACGUCAGCCUCCCGAAGGCCAGCGUCGACCUGCAGGCCCCCGAGGCGACCCUCACCCUCGAAGGGGAAGCCAAGACCCCGGAGAAGGAGGCGGCCAAGACCAAGGACGGCAAGUUCAAGAUGCCCAAGUUCGGCAUGCCUUCCUUUGGCUGGGCCAGCAGCAGAGAGGCCAAGGGCUCUGCGGCCGCCGAGGCGGACGUCAGCCUCAAGGAGCCCCAGGUGACGGUGCCCGCGGGAAGCGCCGAAGUCGACGUGACCCUGCCCGGGGCCGAGAUCCAAGCGCCCGGCGUGGAGGUGACCGUUGAGACGGCCGCCGGAGGAGACGGAGAGAAAGGCCGAUUCAAGAUGCCCAGCGUCAAGCUGCCCAAAGUCAAAGCGCCCCACGUGCAGGUCAGCCUGCCAAAGGCCGAGGUCUCGGUGCCCAAGGCUCAGGCCGAAGUCCAGGAGGGCGAAGUCGCCCUGCAGGCGCCCGACGUCGAAGGCGGCCUGGAGGUGGCUGCCGGCAAAGUUGAGGGCGGCGGCAUGAAACUACACAUGCCGAAAGUCAAGGUGCCCAGCGUGGUCUUCUCCAAGCCGACCGUCAAGGCUCCCAAACUGGACGCAGACGUCAGCCUGCCCAAAGUCGACGCCAGCCUCCCAGAGGCAGACCUCAAGGCCGGCACCGGCGACAUCAGCAUCACGGCCCCCGACAUCAAGCUGCCCUCCGUCGAGGCCUCCCUCGAGCUCCAGGCGCCCGAGAUAGACCUCAAAGCCGCCUCUGCAGAAGCCUCGCUCGACGGGGCCAAGCUGGAAGCCACAGGCCUGAAAGGGAAGCUUAAGAUGCCCAAGUUCGACAAGCCCAAAUUCGGAGUGUCGCUCCCCAGGGCGGAAGGGCCCGAAGGCCAGGUCAGCCUGCCCACCGUAGAGGUCGACCUCCCCUCUGCCACCGUGACGGCCGCAGGGGAGGGCCCCGCCCUGGGCCUCAAAGCGGACGUCCCCGCUGCCAAAACCGACGGGGACGGCUGGAAGCUGGAGAAGCCCUCCCUCAAAACGCCCAAAGCUGACAUCAAAGCUCCCAAGGUGGACAUCAGCCUCCCGUCCGUCGACGUCAGCCUCCCGAAGGCCAGCGUCGACCUGCAGGCCCCCGAGGCGACCCUCACCCUCGAAGGGGAAGCCAAGACCCCGGAGAAGGAGGCGGCCAAGACCAAGGACGGCAAGUUCAAGAUGCCCAAGUUCGGCAUGCCUUCCUUUGGCUGGGCCAGCAGCAGAGAGGCCAAGGGCUCUGCGGCCGCCGAGGCGGACGUCAGCCUCAAGGAGCCCCAGGUGACGGUGCCCGCGGGAAGCGCCGAAGUCGACGUGACCCUGCCCGGGGCCGAGAUCCAAGCGCCCGGCGUGGAGGUGACCGUUGAGACGGCCGCCGGAGGAGACGGAGAGAAAGGCCGAUUCAAGAUGCCCAGCGUCAAGCUGCCCAAAGUCAAAGCGCCCCACGUGCAGGUCAGCCUGCCAAAGGCCGAGGUCUCGGUGCCCAAGGCUCAGGCCGAAGUCCAGGAGGGCGAAGUCGCCCUGCAGGCGCCCGACGUCGAAGGCGGCCUGGAGGUGGCUGCCGGCAAAGUUGAGGGCGGCGGCAUGAAACUACACAUGCCGAAAGUCAAGGUGCCCAGCGUGGUCUUCUCCAAGCCGACCGUCAAGGCUCCCAAACUGGACGCAGACGUCAGCCUGCCCAAAGUCGACGCCAGCCUCCCAGAGGCAGACCUCAAGGCCGGCACCGGCGACAUCAGCAUCACGGCCCCCGACAUCAAGCUGCCCUCCGUCGAGGCCUCCCUCGAGCUCCAGGCGCCCGAGAUAGACCUCAAAGCCGCCUCUGCAGAAGCCUCGCUCGACGGGGCCAAGCUGGAAGCCACAGGCCUGAAAGGGAAGCUUAAGAUGCCCAAGUUCGACAAGCCCAAAUUCGGAGUGUCGCUCCCCAGGGCGGAAGGGCCCGAAGGCCAGGUCAGCCUGCCCACCGUAGAGGUCGACCUCCCCUCUGCCACCGUGACGGCCGCAGGGGAGGGCCCCGCCCUGGGCCUCAAAGCGGACGUCCCCGCUGCCAAAACCGACGGGGACGGCUGGAAGCUGGAGAAGCCCUCCCUCAAAACGCCCAAAGCUGACAUCAAAGCUCCCAAGGUGGACAUCAGCCUCCCGUCCGUCGACGUCAGCCUCCCGAAGGCCAGCGUCGACCUGCAGGCCCCCGAGGCGACCCUCACCCUCGAAGGGGAAGCCAAGACCCCGGAGAAGGAGGCGGCCAAGACCAAGGACGGCAAGUUCAAGAUGCCCAAGUUCGGCAUGCCUUCCUUUGGCUGGGCCAGCAGCAGAGAGGCCAAGGGCUCUGCGGCCGCCGAGGCGGACGUCAGCCUCAAGGAGCCCCAGGUGACGGUGCCCGCGGGAAGCGCCGAAGUCGACGUGACCCUGCCCGGGGCCGAGAUCCAAGCGCCCGGCGUGGAGGUGACCGUUGAGACGGCCGCCGGAGGAGACGGAGAGAAAGGCCGAUUCAAGAUGCCCAGCGUCAAGCUGCCCAAAGUCAAAGCGCCCCACGUGCAGGUCAGCCUGCCAAAGGCCGAGGUCUCGGUGCCCAAGGCUCAGGCCGAAGUCCAGGAGGGCGAAGUCGCCCUGCAGGCGCCCGACGUCGAAGGCGGCCUGGAGGUGGCUGCCGGCAAAGUUGAGGGCGGCGGCAUGAAACUACACAUGCCGAAAGUCAAGGUGCCCAGCGUGGUCUUCUCCAAGCCGACCGUCAAGGCUCCCAAACUGGACGCAGACGUCAGCCUGCCCAAAGUCGACGCCAGCCUCCCAGAGGCAGACCUCAAGGCCGGCACCGGCGACAUCAGCAUCACGGCCCCCGACAUCAAGCUGCCCUCCGUCGAGGCCUCCCUCGAGCUCCAGGCGCCCGAGAUAGACCUCAAAGCCGCCUCUGCAGAAGCCUCGCUCGACGGGGCCAAGCUGGAAGCCACAGGCCUGAAAGGGAAGCUUAAGAUGCCCAAGUUCGACAAGCCCAAAUUCGGAGUGUCGCUCCCCAGGGCGGAAGGGCCCGAAGGCCAGGUCAGCCUGCCCACCGUAGAGGUCGACCUCCCCUCUGCCACCGUGACGGCCGCAGGGGAGGGCCCCGCCCUGGGCCUCAAAGCGGACGUCCCCGCUGCCAAAACCGACGGGGACGGCUGGAAGCUGGAGAAGCCCUCCCUCAAAACGCCCAAAGCUGACAUCAAAGCUCCCAAGGUGGACAUCAGCCUCCCGUCCGUCGACGUCAGCCUCCCGAAGGCCAGCGUCGACCUGCAGGCCCCCGAGGCGACCCUCACCCUCGAAGGGGAAGCCAAGACCCCGGAGAAGGAGGCGGCCAAGACCAAGGACGGCAAGUUCAAGAUGCCCAAGUUCGGCAUGCCUUCCUUUGGCUGGGCCAGCAGCAGAGAGGCCAAGGGCUCUGCGGCCGCCGAGGCGGACGUCAGCCUCAAGGAGCCCCAGGUGACGGUGCCCGCGGGAAGCGCCGAAGUCGACGUGACCCUGCCCGGGGCCGAGAUCCAAGCGCCCGGCGUGGAGGUGACCGUUGAGACGGCCGCCGGAGGAGACGGAGAGAAAGGCCGAUUCAAGAUGCCCAGCGUCAAGCUGCCCAAAGUCAAAGCGCCCCACGUGCAGGUCAGCCUGCCAAAGGCCGAGGUCUCGGUGCCCAAGGCUCAGGCCGAAGUCCAGGAGGGCGAAGUCGCCCUGCAGGCGCCCGACGUCGAAGGCGGCCUGGAGGUGGCUGCCGGCAAAGUUGAGGGCGGCGGCAUGAAACUACACAUGCCGAAAGUCAAGGUGCCCAGCGUGGUCUUCUCCAAGCCGACCGUCAAGGCUCCCAAACUGGACGCAGACGUCAGCCUGCCCAAAGUCGACGCCAGCCUCCCAGAGGCAGACCUCAAGGCCGGCACCGGCGACAUCAGCAUCACGGCCCCCGACAUCAAGCUGCCCUCCGUCGAGGCCUCCCUCGAGCUCCAGGCGCCCGAGAUAGACCUCAAAGCCGCCUCUGCAGAAGCCUCGCUCGACGGGGCCAAGCUGGAAGCCACAGGCCUGAAAGGGAAGCUUAAGAUGCCCAAGUUCGACAAGCCCAAAUUCGGAGUGUCGCUCCCCAGGGCGGAAGGGCCCGAAGGCCAGGUCAGCCUGCCCACCGUAGAGGUCGACCUCCCCUCUGCCACCGUGACGGCCGCAGGGGAGGGCCCCGCCCUGGGCCUCAAAGCGGACGUCCCCGCUGCCAAAACCGACGGGGACGGCUGGAAGCUGGAGAAGCCCUCCCUCAAAACGCCCAAAGCUGACAUCAAAGCUCCCAAGGUGGACAUCAGCCUCCCGUCCGUCGACGUCAGCCUCCCGAAGGCCAGCGUCGACCUGCAGGCCCCCGAGGCGACCCUCACCCUCGAAGGGGAAGCCAAGACCCCGGAGAAGGAGGCGGCCAAGACCAAGGACGGCAAGUUCAAGAUGCCCAAGUUCGGCAUGCCUUCCUUUGGCUGGGCCAGCAGCAGAGAGGCCAAGGGCUCUGCGGCCGCCGAGGCGGACGUCAGCCUCAAGGAGCCCCAGGUGACGGUGCCCGCGGGAAGCGCCGAAGUCGACGUGACCCUGCCCGGGGCCGAGAUCCAAGCACCUGCUUUUGAAUUUGUCACAGAUUCUUCCACUGAAAAUGAUCAUGAUAUUAGUAAAGGUAAAGUGUCUUUUUUUAGAAUGCCUGAAGUUUCACUUUCUAAAAUUUCUAAACCGGAUUUACAGAGUCAGUCCUUUGUUGAUUUUUCAGUGUCAGAAGCUCAUUGUUAUUCUGUAACAGAGGAAACUCCUUCUGUUCUUUCAGUCAGUGUUCUCCCUGAUAGUAAAGGAGAUAAUGCUUCUAAAAAUAUGAAAUUCAUAAUUCCUAGCUUGGGUUUCUCCAAAGGUGACAUUUGUUCCUCUAAAAUUGAACAUGAUUCUCCAUUACCAAUAGAGGAAAUUACUCUUACUAAAUAUCAAAUCAGUGUGGAAUCUGAAUCAAAAAUAUUGUCUGUUUCUAAUGAGAAUUUGUCCAUAACAGAUGGUGGAAUUUUAAAGGAUGAUCAUUCUUUGGAGCAAGGAACUCUGAAGCUGGGAGAGAAAGCACCUGUUACUGAAAUAUGUGUCAGUGACUCAGAGGUUACAGUUAAAAUUCCUAAAUUCCGAAAACCAAAGUUUGGCCUUUCUUGGUCUAAGGCAAAACAAAAAGAAAGUGAUGCUGUUUGCCAAGUGGAAAGCGAAGUUUCCAAAGGAAAGAUAACAUCUGAUAUGACUGAUAAACCAACUCAAAUCUGUGAUGCCGAAUUUGAUGUAAAGAUUCAGAAGCCUUCACCUGAAGCUGUUUCAGAUGCACCAAAGUUGGAUGUUAGUCUCCCAUCAAUGGAAGCUGUGAUGCCAAAAUUAGAAGUUGGAAGCCACGACCCAGAUUUAGAGUGCAAGGCAGAACAGGGAAUAGUCUCUGGAGAGAAGCACACUGAGGAGAAAGAAAAGAAAUUUAAAACAUCAAAAUUCAAAUUACCUUCAUUUAGUUGGUCACCAAAGAAAGAAGCUAUUGUUCCAUCUGAAGCUGAGGUACAUAUUGAAGAACCCACUUUGUCUGUUUUAUCUGGACACACAGAAACAGAAUUAACAAGUGCUGAAAAAACAUCAAGUGAAAUUCCUUUGGGUGAUGUAGAAAUAAAAAUUGAAGGUCCUGAAGGGAAAACAAAAAUGUCUAAAUUCCAAAUGCCAAAGUUUGGAAUUACACAUUUUAAAGGGAAAGGGUCAGAAAAGGAGGUCAACCAAUCCAAAUCAGAAGUCAAGUUUCCCCAGCUAAAAGCAAUGGUAGAUAUAGCUGACAUUGCUGUUGAGGCACCAAAUUUGGAGGUAGAAUGUAAUGCAGGAACAGAAACUGACAGCCCUAAAGUCAAAAUGACCAAAGCUGAUGAAAAAGCACCAGAACCUGAUGUACACCUCCCAUCAGCUGACAUUUCUAUUUUAAAAACAGACAGUGAUAUUCAGGAUUCAGAUGCCACACUAAAAAUCAAAGGGGAAAUAACACAAGAUGGAGAUGGAGAAGAGAAAGAGGGACAUUUCAAAAUACCAAAAUUCAAACUUCCAUCCUUCAGUUGGUCACCAAAGAAGGAAGCAAGUGUUAAACCAGAUUCCGGAGCAACUUUAGAAGAUCAUAAACUUGCUGUAAUGUCAAGCACAGCAGAUACAGAAGUAAGAGGAGCUGCAACUGAUGUUAAAGGUACUGGGCCAUCCCUUGAUCUGGAAGUAUCUGCAGGAAAAGUUGAACAAAAAAGUCCAAUAAAAAAACCUCAGUUUGCCAUGCCUAAAAUUUCUCUCUCCAAGAUCAAGGUUCCCAAAUCUCAGAGUCAUUCACCAAAAGUUGAAGCUGAUGCUACUACUAAAACAGAACAAGAGCGUGGUGAUUCAAUACAGAUACCUGAUAUAGAAAGAAGUCAUUCUGUAAGGACAGAGGAAGGGGCACAAAUAAGUAUAAAACUGGCUGAUGUUAAGAUCCCCAGUCUGGAUUUUUCCAAAAUGGAAACUGGAGCCUCUCAAAAUAAAAUGGAAGUCAGCUUGGCACAGAUUUAUGCUGCUCAGCCUCCCUCAGAUGCAAGUUUUCAAGAGGUUGUUGUCCUAAAAUCAAGCUCUACCAAUGAAGAUACCAUUCAAAAAAAAAGCAUGAAGUUCCCCAAAGGAGAAGCUGUGGGUGAACUGAGAAGCCCUGAAAUAGUAACAGAAAGAUCAUCAGUUGCGGAUGGAAGAAAGAAUAAAUUGGAAGGUUCUGAAGGGAAGAUUAAAAUGCACAAAUUCCAGAAGCCAUUUGGAAUCUCCCUAACAAAAGGGAAAGGCCCAGAGACAGAGAUCAGGUCUUCAAAACCAGAAGCUGAGCUUCCCCAGCUGAAAAUGACAAAUGAAGUUGCUGAUGUUGCUGUGGGAGUUCCCGCAUCAGAACUCACAUCUGACAUGUCAGAUUCUGGAGUAGGUACUCACAAGAUAAAAGCACCCCAGUUUCUGACAGCUGGCAUUGAAGCUUCAGAGGUAGAUGUAAGUUCCCAGUCAGUGUCUAAACCAGUGACAGAGGGAGUUAUUGAGAGCAUUGAGGAGAAAGAAAUUAAAUUAAAAGAAGAACAGGAAAUAAAAGCUGAAGAAGUUCAGACUGAAGAACAUCAGGGAUGGUUUAAAAUGCCAAAAUUCAGAAUACCUGCAUUUGGCAGGACAUCCUCAAAGGAAAAAAAAGGUGAUGCUGAUAUUGAAAGAAGUACAGUAAAAGCUCAAGUAGGCAUUCCUUCUGCCAAAGUACAAACUGAAACAAGUAUUCUUGAAAAAACCUUACCACCUGCAGCUGCUGAAAUUACUACUGAAAAAGAAGAGAUUCAAAAAUCAAGAGAUUCUGUGAAAAGUUCUGAUGUUAGCUCAGCAGUGGUGAAAGGAGAUAUUUCCGUAUCCACAGGACAAACAAAUAUAGUGAAUAUUGCAAAACCUGAAACUUACGCAGACAUAGUUAAGCAUGGUGCUGAAGGACAAAAAUCACGUACUUCAGAAUUCACAGUAUCUUCAGCAGAAUUGUCUAAAUCAUGCCUAAGUGCCUCAGAAAUUCACACAGACAACAGUUUAACAAAUAGGUUUCCUCUGUGUACUCUGACUCUUCAAGAGCAUAAAGUCAAAUCACAUUAUACAGAAGUCCCAAAGGUAGAAUGUUCCAUUAAGUCAGAAACUUCAGGAGUAGGACAUAAACUGUCAUCAAGUGAAAUUACUUUGGAUGCAAGAGAGGAGAAAAUAGAUUGUAGUCUUCCAAAAGGAAAGGUAGAUAUUCAAAAUCAAGAGGCAGUAAUUAGAAAAGGAAAGGUAAAGGGUGAGAUGAAAAUUAUAGCAGAAGACAGUGAAGGAAGCCAGUUAAAAAGGCCUUUGAGUGAAUGGUCUACAAUGAAAGGAUCAGAAGAUGGUGUUUUUGUUACAGCUAAGAUCGAGGAUGUAAAGGUAGAAGUUUCAGGAGUGAAGAUGGAUGUCAAAAUGGCUAGAGUAGAUCCUGAAAUGAAAUUUCAAGUGAAAAAUGUUGAAAGGGACACGUCUGCAAGGGUGGAAGUGCAAGUUGAAGAUAAAGCAGAAAGAAGUAAAAUUAAAACAUACAAGUUUAAGAUUCCAAAGUUUGGGGUGUUGCAUUCAGAAGUGAAGGGUUUAGAAGAUGAUACAAAUCUGCCAAAUUCAGAAGAUGAUUCAGUAUCUAAGACUGAAAUAGGCACAGCAGAAAUGCAGUGUCAAAAGUCAAAAGGAUCCAUCAGCUUGGAAAGUCCAGCUCUAGAUCACACAGAAGCAUCUGCCAGAAUAACAGUGGAAACACUGGACAAAUCACAAGAUGGCCCAGAAGUAAAUAUAAAAAUUCCCAAACUAAAAAUACCAAAAUUCACUUUCAAAGCCCUCCCAACUGAAGCUGAUGUUUCAGUGUCAAAAGUGGUAACAGAUCCAAAGGGAUCUAGUACUGACGUUGAAGUAGUAAAACUGCAAGCAAGCUCUGCGACCCCUGAGGAAACACCAGAGGUUCUGGAGGGUGGUGUUCAGAAAGCAAAAAGCAGAAUUCUAACAUUGACUGAACCUGACAUCAAAACAGCACAGAUGACUACUACCAUAGAGUCUUCCCUUUCAAAUGCAAGGCAAGACAUUCACUGGUCAUAUGUAGCAGGCCAAGAAAUAAGUGAGAAAGUAGAACCUGAACAUGUUGCUAUUGAGAGGUGUGAAAUUUACACUACUGAAAUACUGAAAGAAUCAGAGGUUCUCUCAUCAGAAGUCAAAACUGCUACUUUGGGAUUCUCAUUGAUCAAGGCAAAGUUACCUGAGUCACAUAGCAAUUUAGAAGUGCUAGUCCAGCAGCCAUCUCCAACAGAAGAUCUAUCAGUGAGCAAACCUAUAUGUGCUGAUGAAAGCUUUGGAGUAGCAGCACAGACUGGCAGUGCUGAGCCUAAACUAUCUGACAAACCACACACUGAGACUAAAGAAUUUAGUGGAAAAGUAAGUUUGCCAAAGUUAAAGGAAUUUGAUGUUGAAGUAAAGCUUUCCAGUAAAGUUGAAGAGAGGCUUCCUAAGUCGUCAGAGGGAGUAACUGCAUGUCCUUUCUCUAAAGGUGAGGAUGUAGCUAAAGCGCUAGAAGAUGAAGAAAAAGACAUAAGCGAUGAAAAAGAAAAGACUGAUAGUAAAAGAUCUCCUGGAAGAUUCAAAUUUUGGCUUCCAAGUAUUGGUUUUUCAUCUUCUACUGAUGAAACAAGCAUAAAUUCAAAAACAGAAGUAAAAAAAUCAGUUCCAGAAGAUGUGAAACCUGCUGACACAUCAGAUAGUGAUUCUUCUAAGCCAGCUGAAAAAACUGGGUGGUUUAGGUUUCCCAAGCUUGGUUUUUCAUCUCCUACCAAAAAAGCUAAGACUGCUGACAGUGAAGAGAUGGGUUACAAAGAUGGAAGAAUCUCAGAUGAAGAUAGCCCAUCAGAUAAACCUGAUGUAUUUUUUGAUGCACAAGAAAGCUUAUCACCUAAAGAAAUGACAGAGAGCAAAAACAUUGAAACUGAUGGGGCCUCAUCUGGCGUUCCAGUUUCUCGAACUAUCGUGACAUCGUCAGCAAGAACUGAACUAAUCUUGUUGGAGGAAGAAAAAGAUAGUCAAUCUAAUAUUCCUGGAUUACCAGCCAAAUGAACAUUGUCUUGUCUCAACCCUCAAUGAAAAUAAAUAACCUAGAUGUACAGAAAAGAAUGUUUUAUUAGUUUUCUAGUAAAUGAAAAUUAAACAAAACUCAAAGCUGUUAUUCAUGAAAGCAGUUGAACAGAAUGUAACGCAUUUAAAUUUUCAAGUACAUGGAUGUGUUACACAAUACACUAAUAAAAAUACUGAUUUCUUCAAAUCUACCCUGAAGGCAACAAUUGCUAUAACUACAGAGGAGCCUGUAGUUCAAUAAAUUCUGAAAAGGCACCUGAACCAUGAAAGUAAACCACUGGAAGUCUUGAUGAUAACAAAAAGACUUGUUAAAUAGGCUUCUCAGAAACACACUGAUUAUGUUUAGAUUAUAGACUAUUUCCAGAAUGGAAUAUAGACUAGCACUAUGAGAACUAUACUUAACCUUUUUAGAUUUUGGGCCUUUCUGACCUAUUUUUGUUUGGUUGAUU
Messenger RNA from Indicator indicator, 21257 nucleotides. RefSeq names its product AHNAK nucleoprotein 2 (gene AHNAK2). The record is from RefSeq and is a predicted model, not a curated record. Gene Ontology annotation, molecular function: protein binding. The transcript has 8 exons. NCBI's taxonomy places the organism in Eukaryota, Metazoa, Chordata, Aves, Piciformes, Indicatoridae. Bases 1 to 20790 code for a protein of 6929 amino acids. Gene Ontology annotation, cellular component: nucleus; cytoplasm. Gene Ontology annotation, biological process: regulation of RNA splicing.